ACAGUACGUGCAUGUAAAAGCAGGCUCACGUUCCCGUGUGUAUGGCACUGUGUGGGACUGUGAGUGUGAGUGUGUGUAGCCAAUUUCCUGGAAGGGAUCGGCGUAGCAGGGUUUGUUCUGGUUCAUUGUUCAGAUGCUCGACACUGGCAGUACACACAGAUGACCUGAUUCAACCUCAUCUCUGCUUCUCUAAGAGAUGUAGAUGCAGUACAUCAGUGCAGAGACAUGAUGCAGAGGAAGCUGGCCCUGCUGCUCGGCAUCAGCGCGUUCACGGUCCUCCUGAUCCUGAGGUGGGGGCGGGAGAUGACCCUGAUGAACACGGACACACCCUCAGCAGAGCCUGCACUGCAGCCAUGGCAACGGGCACCCGCGGACACCAUCACCCCCAUCCCAGGCUCCAAGCACCUCAUGGUGUCUGCGUUUAAGGACCACAGACGGGGCGGGGCUAUCCGGGUCAUCAGCAUCAUCUGCAGGCAGGAGCUGCAGCCGCUCUACUGCGUCCUGUGUGCCAACGAUCAUGCUAACGCUAACGUUGAUGGGAGUGCUAGCACUGAUGCUAAUGCUAGGCCAAAUGCUAAGGCUAAUGGGGCUCUGGGUCAGUGCGCAAGUUCACAGGCGAAAGUCGACAUGCACAGUGAUAACUUUGGCUUUCCUUUUGUGACUUCAGAUGUGUUUUGCACAGGUGAAUCACUAAAGCAAGCCACACAUAUCAGCUUGACAACUGACCAAACCGCCAUCCACAAUUUGACAUUUUUGCUAAUCCAAAACCAGAAGGUAAAAGAAUCAUUCAGGUACAACUUCACCAUAUGCAUAUCCAACCUGUUUGGGGACUACAAUAACGCCCUCCAGUUUGCACAGACCAUGGAGGUGUACAAGCUGAUUGGGGUUCAGAGGGUUGUCAUCUACAACACCAGCUGUGGCCCAGAUGUUGAUAAAGUCCUCUCGUAUUACAGGAGAGAGGGUAUGCUGGAAGUUGUGCCUUGGCCAAUAGACAAGUUCCUAACGCCCUCUACUGGGUGGAAGUAUGACUUGCACCAUGGUGACAUUCAUUAUUACGGUCAGCUGACCACUCUGAAUGAAUGUAUAUACAGAUAUAUGUACGAGUCAAAGUACCUCUUGCUGAAUGACUUUGAUGAGAUCAUUAUGCCUUACAAACAUGGUAAACUGGACAAGCUAAUGGAUACAUUGCAGCAGCAACAUCCCGAUGCAGGGGUCUUCAGGAUCGAGAACCACAUCUUCCCCAAAACCCAGUUUGAAGACAGUGGGCGAUUUCGUCUGCCUCAGUGGAGGGACGUGCCUGGUGUGAACAUCCUGGAGCACAUCUACCGAGAGCCAGACAGGAAGAACGUGUUCAACCCCACCAAGCUGCUGAUUGACCCCCGGAGAGUGGAGCAGACCUCGGUCCACACCACACUGAAACAAUUUGGACCCGAUGUAGCUGUCCCAUUCGAUGUCUGCCGCAUCAUCCAUGUUAGGGUCCCCCUGCAAGGAAGGCUUUCCAAAGACCAGCUGUUUGUGGACAAGAAACUCUGGGAGUUUGAGAAACUUUUGAUUCCCAGCAUUGAUCACGCAUUGAAUCAAUCAGAUUUGCUGUAAAGAAAAAACUUCUUUAUCGUUAUCCUAUAUUGUUGUCCUAUGGCACAGACAAAGACAGUAUAGGAAAUUGAAACAUUGUCAUAGAUUAAAUUAAGUAUUUCCUUUAAAAAAAAAAAAUGUUCUGCAUGCUUUGUUUCAAAAGGGUCAAAAAUUAAACUAUUUAAAAAUGUCAUUGUUUGAGUUUACAAAUAUGUUUGUAG
Molecule: messenger RNA, 1796 nt
Organism: Sardina pilchardus (European sardine)
Lineage: Eukaryota; Metazoa; Chordata; Actinopteri; Clupeiformes; Clupeidae
Exons: 2
Coding region: 226-1596 (456 amino acids)
Cellular component (GO): cytoplasm
Molecular function (GO): glycosyltransferase activity
Source: RefSeq, a predicted model, not a curated record